Messenger RNA from Actinia tenebrosa (Australian red waratah sea anemone), 1840 nucleotides. Its product is annotated as hydroxylysine kinase. Gene Ontology annotation, molecular function: amino acid kinase activity. NCBI's taxonomy places the organism in Eukaryota, Metazoa, Cnidaria, Anthozoa, Actiniaria, Actiniidae. The record is from RefSeq and is a predicted model, not a curated record.
AGAAUGAUUCCAUAAUUCGGUGAUUUCGCUCUCCUUUUCGAUUCUGGAUCCACAAAGGAGCCAAAACUACGAGUUAUGGAAUCAGACUACAUUGCUUGUUCUUUCGCACGACAGCAAUCAGAUGCUUUCUUUUUUACUUACCAAAAGCAUUAAUUUUGCAUAUAUUAUCCGAUCAAAAACCUUGUUAGACUUAGUCAAAAGGACAUGGUUCACAAGUUUUAAAUGAUCAUAGAAUUGGUAAUGCUUACUAUGAGGCCCUGUUGAGUUCAUGGCCGUGCCAAGACCAGGGAUCUCACUAGAACAAGCUAUUCCUCUUGCCUCUAAGCUGUUUUCAUUUCAAACUUUGAACACUUCGGUCGUGACGGAGCUAGAGAGCUACGAGGAUAGGAAUUUUCUGUUGAAAGGUCGAAUAACGUCUGACAAAGCUGACAAACAAACGAAUGAGACGGAAUACGUUCUGAAAAUUUUAAAUCCAGUGACGUCUCGUAGAAUAGGAAUCCUCAAUCUGACCUCAAAAGUUCUUUUAUACCUGAAUGAUAGAGGAAUUCAAUGCCCUAUUCCACAGCCAUCGAUUUCUGGUAAAUAUAUUAUUUGGUGUCGCUUCCCUAAGGUAGGACUUGAAAAAGCUGGCACAUGUACAUCGGAAAAAGGAGACAUUAUGGAUGGCACAGAGCUGGUAUCGUAUGAGUCUAAUGACAGCCCAGUUGUGAAUUGCUCCAAUGAUCAUUACUGUGACGAUAACACUGUCGUKUACGCGAUACAACUCUUGACUUUUAUACCCGGCAAGUUACUGUGUGACGUGAAGUUCAAUGCAGAUGUGAUGUACAAGUUUGGGGUCGCAAUUGGGAAUCUCCACAAGAUUUUGAAGGAAUUCAGCCAGACUAGCGACCUCCUUGAUACCCAUCUUGAGCCCUCAGAUAACCAAUGGCAUACGGAAAACUCGCCGGCUUCUAUCAUCCAACACUGUCACGCUAUAGAAGACGAUGCCCGACGAACCCUUGUUCAAGAAAUAGCCCAACGCUUUCAGAAUGAGUUUUUACCAAAGCUAAAGCAACUCGAUACUCAACUUAUUCAUGGUGACCUGAAUGAACACAACAUUAUCGUUGAUCAGAACACAGAUGAGCAGGUCAAAAUCGAAGGGUUUMUUGACUUUGGUCAUUCAUAUAUCUCGCACAGGGUGCUAGAUGUUGGGAUUGCAGUAGCAUACAUGAUGAUUGAAUCCAUCAACCAUGAUAUGAGUGUGUUUGACGCUUCCAACCAGGUGAUCAGAGGAUACCAAUCAGUAUUUCCMCUGUCAUCGUUAGAAAUGGACGUAAUGCUUGAGGCUGUCAAGUUACGCAUCAGUCAAUCUUUGGUUAUAGGAGCUUAUAGUUACAAAUACGUUUCCCCAGGAAACGAGUACCUACUCUAYACGGCUAAAACUGGGUGGAAGGCAUUGGACGAAAUAUUUCAAAAACCUGGACAAGAUAUUGUUUAUACUUGGUUAUCUUGUUAGGUUUCACAGAAUAAACCUCUUUAGCUUGGGUGUAACGUUUUUCCAUUUCAGACCACGAGUCAUUCCCAACAAUGCAGAACAGAAAAAGUCCCAACAAGCUAUAUGGGCCAAAAUCCCAUCAAUCCCUACAAUAUAACUUAGGACCAAGUCCCCACAACGUAAGGGCGAAGUCCCCACAAUGUAAAGACCAAGCAUAGACUUACCAGACUUGGUAUCUGUGGGUUCGGAUGGGAUUUUUGUGGUUAGUGAUCCUUAAACUUUGAGAAUUUACCUUGAUUUCGUGGCGAAUAUUAGCUCUCAAAAAUGUAAGUUUUGAAUGUUGAAAAAUAAACUUUAUUCUUUACA